Messenger RNA from Nothobranchius furzeri (turquoise killifish), 3228 nucleotides. The record is from RefSeq and is a predicted model, not a curated record. Lineage: Eukaryota; Metazoa; Chordata; Actinopteri; Cyprinodontiformes; Nothobranchiidae.
CAGGGUUUCGUACGACCCUGGCAGAUAUCCACGCUACAUCCCAGAGGCUUACUGCCUGUGUAAGGGCUGCCUGCUCGGGGUAGAGGGCGAGCGGUACCGCAGCACUCCAGUCUACGCUCCAUCUGUCAUUCUAAAGAGAACGGGAUCCUGUGUGGGUGGACGCUACUCCUACUCGGAAAUCUAUGUCUCUGUGGCUGUGGGAUGCACCUGUGUGUCUCAGGAUGAGAAGCAUGGAGACAGUCUGAGCAGCCUAGAGGGAGGAGAACCCAAAGCCAGACCAAUCCAUUCUGCAGGCGGGAAAGCACGAAGGAGACUGAGGGACGUGCACCUCUCCCAUUCUGUUGUUUAAAGUUAGAAUGUUCAUUUGAAAAACAGACCUUUAACGCCGGAUCACAAGAGCGACGAUGACCAUGAAUGUAUGGUUAUACGGGAGUGUCCAAAGCCCGUGGAUCUUUUCAGACUGCAUGGUAGAGAAUGAACUGUGUUCACCAUCAGGUUUUAUUGCCAUAUGUGUGAGAAACAUUAGGAAGCUGCUGCAGUAGUUGGUGCCCAAAAAUAAAUUAUAUUUUAUAUAAGUAAUAAAAUAAUAAUAUAGGGAGGCAAUGGCUCUUUUAUACAAGACAGUGUAGCUGCUGGUCAGAGCACAGCAGUUCAAGGACAACACAGGGUCAUGUGACGUCCUAGGACUGUCUUUCAUUAGUCCAACAGCAGAGGGGAGUCAUGGGAACUCAGGCUCUUUUAAGCACACAUCACUCCUAUUCUGAUGUCUCUGCACUGGUUACCCGUUAACUUUAGAGUUCAUUUUAGAGUCCUGACUAGAACUUUCAGGGCUGUACAUGGUCAAGCUCCUCCCUAUAUUACUGAACUGUUAAAGCCUUAUGCUCCAACCCGAGCCCUCAGGUCCACCCACCAGAACCUUCUAGAAGUCCCAAAGACCAGAUAAAAAAGUCAAGGUGAUCUCUCCUUCCAGACUUUUGCACCCCGACUUUGGAAUGAUCUUCCUUUAUUCUUACGCAGCAUUGACAGUCUGGACACUUUAAAAAAACAGCUAAAGACCCUUUUAUUUAAAGCUGCUUUUACCUAAAUCUUUUAUUUUCUUAUUUUUAACUCUAAUUUUAACGGCUCGGCUCGCUGAGAUGAACCGGCUCUUUCUCCUCUCUGUGAAACGUCUCCCCAGCCUCAUUAGCAUCUACAGAAGGGAUUCAUCAGUAAACCAAACAUGUCAGAUGUGUCCAUGAUCUAACCUGCUGGAAGCAGACUGCAGCACCGGGUAUGUCAGCUGAACAGCUGACAGCUGUGAUAUUGUGGCUACAGAGGGGGUGUGGUCUGAGUGACUUGCCUUCAACCCUGUAAAAGCUCAUUUUAGCACAGACUGACUCAAGAACAUGAUUUAAUAACAUGAUAAAGUUGCAUCGUAUCCCUUUAAAUACCUUCUAACGGUCCAACACCAAACAGAGCAACAGAGCUCAUUCAAAUAACAAAAAUAAACUAAGGAAGUUAUUUAUAGACUUAACUAUUUACAGGUAAAAGGAAACUGUUCUUGUGGUGAGAGGUUCUGGUCUGAAUGGAUCGGAGCCUCCUACCAGACUGUGUCCAGGGUGAGACGGGUCGGCUGGUAUCUGACCUGCACGCCUCAGUGUUCUGGAGGUGUACAGGUCCUGUAUGGAGGGGAGUGUGUAGCCAAUGACCUUCUCAGGAUAAAUUAAAUAAGAGAAAAUAAAAUUAUAGUUGUUAAUACCUAAAAUAAUUCUCUGUGCUAGGGUCAAAGACUAUGGGCGGGCCCAAGUACUGAGAUGAUGUCACCAGUUUCAGGAUUUCUCCACCAAUGAUUGGGGAAGAGGGGUCACCUCGUUCAUCUUCUCCACAUCGUUGGUCAUUGCUCAUCCACCACCUAUGGACUCAUCGUUAUUAGAGACAAACCAACAAAGCAGUGUCCUGUGUGGACAUCACAUCAGGACCUCCAGGACACCUCACAGAAUAAUCAUAUAAAGAAUGUUUCGAGGAGUGGUCAGGACACAACCUGGUGGAGCUCCAGUGUUCAUUACAGUGAUGGAAGAGCAAAUACAGAUGUGGACAUAAUUGUUGGUACCCUUUAGUCAAUGAAAGGAAAAACUCACAAUAGUCCCAGAAAUGCCUUGGAUCAAACAGUUCCUGUAACUGUCAAUGAGACUUCUACACCUCUCAGCAGGUAUUUUGGCCCACUCCUCAAGAGCAAACCACUCCCGUUGACUCAGCUUUGAAGAGUGCCUUUUCCAGACAGCAUGCACCCCCCCCCCCCCAUCCCUGGACACUGGGCUUUUGAAAUCAGAAGAGUGGUCCUUUUUAUUACAGGGAAAUUUAAUACACUUUGCAUGAGCUGAGAGACAAGAGAAGAGAGAGAGACCUCAGAACGUUUAAGCAAAAUUUAUUAUCUAAAUUAUUUUAAACAGUUUAACAGGACAAACUCUCUAGUGGAAUGGAAUGUGAGAUGGAGUGUGUGUUGGUGCGAUGUCAAUUCAGAACCUCCGUUCUGGAGAAGCGAGUCUGAGUGGGAGAUGAUGUUUUGCUCCUAACUGAUCAACGUUUGAACCUUGGUCAGAAAACACAUGAGAUGCUAUCUGUGCCGUUCUACAUUACCCGUCAGGGACUCCCGUCUUAGAUCAGGCUGCCAGGUCCACGGACCCUCCUCUGUACUGGAGCCGACGAAACAGCGUCCUCAGCACGACAAACCAGUCUAUGGAUAGUCUCCAGGUAAAAAUGGCAGGUGUUUCACAGCGUCAGCGAGUUCAGCUUUUAUUCUGAAGGAACCGUUGUUUUGUUGAUAACAACAACAGGAUUUCCCAGCUUGACAGUUCUCAGCUUAAAAGUAAAAAGUACAGAUGGCCGGUCCGUACUCCACUUAGCAAUGAUGAACAUCAGAGGAUCUUGAGAGCUGGCUGAAUGCUGAACUCAAAAUGGCGUUGUUCUGACUUAUUAAUCUUGAUGUUUAUUAUUUUGGACGAAUCACAGCUGACAGAUUAAAUAAACACCACAGAGACUCUGUCAUGCUUCAGAGUGGAGGUUCUGAUUGGAUUUGCGACCGGAAUGUGUAUCAGCUGACUAGUGGCUACCAUACGUCAUUUCCUUAUUAAAUAUUAAUCAUAACAUUGUGAUUUAACAGAUCGGUCACAUGGUUAUUAUUGACUAACAGUUGUUGUGAUUAGCUUCAUUAAAAUAGAGUUCUUUGAUUAAUUAAAAGAAAAGAGUUCA